CCCUCCUUAAAGCGCGCCAGAACCCUGCCUUGUGCAGGAACCCGCCCCAAGCCCACAAUGUCCUCCGCACCCUUCAGCAGCUCAGCCGCUGCAUCCCACCGACCCGCUGCCUAUCAUGCUCCCGCUGCCGCCUCAAAUGCACCCCCAGGCACGUUCCAGCCAGGCACGAAAGUCCAGGUGGGACACCACCGAGUCGUCAUCGAGAAAUACCUUUCCGAGGGCGGCUUUGCCCAUGUCUACCUAGUGCGGGUUCCCAAGUCGGUUGACAAGACCGAGGUUGCGGUCCUGAAGAGAGUUGCAGUACCGGACAAGGACUCUCUGGCAAACAUGAGGACGGAGGUGGAAACCAUGAAGAAGCUGAAGGGCCACAAGCAUAUAGUGACGUACAUGGAUUCACAUGCCUCCCAGCUGAAGGGAGGGGGGUACGAAGUCUUCCUGCUCAUGGAAUUCUGUAGCGGAGGGGGCUUGAUCGAUUUCAUGAAUACCCGGCUUCAGCAUCGUCUCACGGAGCCAGAAAUUCUCAAAAUCUUCUCAGAUGUAUCCGAAGGCGUUGCUACAAUGCACUACCUGAAGCCUCCACUUCUACAUCGGGAUUUGAAAGUUGAGAACGUUCUCAUCACUUCUUCUGGAUCGUCUAGGAUAUACAAGCUCUGCGAUUUUGGAUCCACGGCUCCUCCGCGCCCCGCUGCCACAACCGCUGCUGAAGGGAGAUUGAUUGAGGACGACGUCCAAAAGCAUACUACCUUGCAAUACCGGAGUCCGGAAAUGAUCGACGUCUACCGUAAACAGCCCAUCGAUGAGAAAAGCGAUAUAUGGGCCUUGGGUGUGCUAUUGUACAAACUUUGCUACUAUACAACACCCUUCGAGGAAGUGGGACAGAUGGCUAUAUUGAAUGCUAGUUUCAAAUUCCCUUCAUACCCAGCAUUUUCGGAUCGCACUAAAAAGCUCAUUGCGUCCAUGCUACGGGAGAACCCUCUACUGCGGCCAAACAUCUAUCAAGUCUUACGAGAAGUCUGUUCCAUGCGGCACACGGAAUUGCCGAUUAAAGACAUUUACACGAAUCGAUCUCAAUCAGAAUCUCGCCGGAAUGAGAGACUCCCCUCUCCAGAAUCUGACGCUUCAUCUCCACCAGUAAUUGGAAUACAAAAAGCCCUCCCAGUACAAACGGUACAGUCUAUACCAGAUAUUACCCCCAUGAGACGAGGCCGUCCUACAGGUCCAACCCAACACCAUGCCUCAGCGAAGCCAAGCCCGUCGCCUCUGAGAGGAGGCGGUGACCCGUUUGCUGCCCUGGACUCGCAGUCUGUCCAAGUAAGGAGCGCUGCCGCCGAUGAACUCGCUGCACGCUUUCCUUCGCUAGAUGAGUUCUCAAUUCUGCACGACCGCGGGACCAAAUUCCAAUUUAAUCCAUCCUCGCCGGUUGAUCCCAAGGAGGAGACAUUGAACAAGCGAGUGACCGAAGCUUUGGCCGAUGACGCCUUCGCUUUACCACCGGUCACAAAGGUAGAUUCUGCUCCGAACAUCAAACCUUCGUCCACGAUGUCCUCGUCAACAAUAUCACGGACAGCUUCUGUCAAGAAGCCCCAACCCACUGCUCCUCAAAAAGCGCCUGCGCGUCCAAUCCCGACUACUACCAUACUCCAGCCAGAACCACAGCGGCCUGGUAUGGUUUCAACGGGUACAAUGACAUCCCCCGCCCCGUCGCCAGCACCGCAGCAAUACCCAGAGGCCAACAAACGUCCCAUCUACCGAUUCCCUCCCACAGAGUCGUCCAGUGACCACCACCAUCGAACUAUGAGCCAGCCGCGAGCUAUGGACAGCGCAAGAUCAAGUGCGCCUAGCCUUCGACCCGAAUACGCGCUACCUCCGCGCCCUUCAAUACUUGAUGUCAAUCGAUCGAGAUCCCAGACUAGCGGCCUCACAAUACCUAGAUCGCCAGCUUCUUCUCGGCCCUCAUUGGAAGGUCAGCGGCCCUCAACACAGGAUAUUGGCGAUCCACUUGGUCGAUCCAAGUCAGCUAAUGCGCGCCUACGCCCCACCAGCGUUCACGUCGAGUCCAAUCUUGAUUAUCUGCGAGAUCGAGAACAAUCUCGAGGUCGAGGAAGCGGACAGGGAAACGUGAUGAAGAUUUUAGCCCCUGAGUCGGACUCGGAAUUAGACGAUAAGAACAUUACUUCGAAUGUGGAUUUCUUGCGUGCUAUAGAAGGUGAUGAUUCCACCAAAAAGAAGGACCAUCGGCGUAGUAGUAGUCAGAGCAAGCACAGUAAGCGGUCCAGUCUACCGUCGAUAUCUCUGUCGAACACCAAGAAUAUUCUAGCUGGUAGAUUCGGAGAUGCUUUCCGCCGAUUUGAGAGCAAUACAGCUCCGCAAGAGCCUCGAACUCCAACCGACCAACUCAUUGAUCGCAACGGCAAUGCGUUAACCCCUAUUGCUGGUUCUGAAGCUACGGGAGGGACUAGCGACGACGAACACGCCAUAGAUGAGACGCAGGAUCUUCCGCCAGAGGUUCGACGAGAGUUGGAAAGAAGACGGCUUUCGCAAGAAGAGAAGCGCGUUGCGCAGGCUGCAGCCGAAUAUCGCCAGCGUUUAGCUGAACAAGGCGACAGUGGAAAAGGCAAAGGCGGCAUUACGCGUGCCUCGACUAUCCAGAAUCGUGUCAAGACCCUGCUAGAUGAUAGUAAGGUGCAGCCAUCUCGAACCGCUGAAGGGUAUGGGAGAUUUACCGAGUCGGGGAAGGCCUUGCCGGCGAGGCCUUCAGAGGACCCCAACUUCAAAGCUCCUUUAAUAUCAAGAAAGCCAAUUGGAAAAACUACUGGAAAUUUACCUAGCGAUACGUCGUAUGCCAAGGCAAGACCAAUGCCAAUACAGGACUCUGGACCGCUCCCGGCCUCCUUCGUUCCAUCGUCGUCUUCAGCGGCCCCUGUAGCGCUGAGGACAGGCAGUCGGCCCAACGCACCGCCAAAACCGAAGGCCUUGCGUACGGGAGGCCAAUACGAAGCACCGAUAUCAUCAGCAGUAAAACCGGCUGCCCUCACCGGGAAACCAUUGCCGAAUCCGGCUGACGCUGGGGCGCCUCAAGGAGAUGAUUGGGAGGCCAAUUUCAGUAAACGGUAUCCCAGUCUUUCGGGAUUAGAGCUCGUGGAGACGGAGAUUGGAAUAGGCAGAAACUCUAGCUCCAGGACAAGGGAUGUAUAGACACCAAAGUAAUACAAUCUUGAGUCCUUAGGCUCAUCCCCGUCAGCCAGCUGAAAGUCUUCGGGCAUGUCUCGUGAAUAUCUUAUGUAGCGUCGUCUAGGGCGUAACCAAUGCACGUCAUAUCGUGAACGUCUAUCUAGAGUAAAUGAGAAAAAUCGCUCUCC
This is a messenger RNA of Mytilinidion resinicola, 3359 nucleotides long. RefSeq lists its product as uncharacterized. The transcript has 3 exons. Gene Ontology annotation, molecular function: protein serine/threonine kinase activity; ATP binding. Gene Ontology annotation, biological process: actin cortical patch assembly; peptidyl-threonine phosphorylation; actin filament organization. The record is from RefSeq and is a predicted model, not a curated record. Gene Ontology annotation, cellular component: cytoplasm. Lineage: Eukaryota; Fungi; Ascomycota; Dothideomycetes; Mytilinidiales; Mytilinidiaceae. The coding region runs from base 58 to 3195 and encodes 1045 amino acids.